GACGCGGUCCUCCUCGCCGGCGCGUGCGGCGCGGGGAAGACGUCGCUGCUCAUGGCGCUGAGAGGGAGCGCCUCGACGCUCGGCACCGUGACGUCGAUGGACGUCAACGACGCGAGCGUGACCGUGGAGGACGCGCGCGGGAAGAAGACAAAGAGCGGGAGCGCGGCGACGACGACGAAGCGCGCGCGCGUGGUCGACCUCCCGGGGCACCCGCGGCUGCGCGCGAAGAUCGACGCGCACGCGAGUCGCGCGCGCGGCGUCGUCUUCGUCCUGGACGCGGUGGACUUCGCGGCGAACCGCGGCGAAGUCGCGGAGCGCCUGCACGCGCUGCUCGCGGACCCCGCGAUUCGCAAGAGGCGCGUCCCGUUCCUCGUCGCGUGCAACAAGUCGGAGAAGAUCGCCGCGCACCCGGUGGACUUCGUGCGGAAGCGGCUGGAGAAGGAGAUCGAGACGCUG
This is a messenger RNA of Micromonas pusilla CCMP1545, 456 nucleotides long. RefSeq names its product type II secretory pathway family protein. The record is from RefSeq and is a predicted model, not a curated record. Gene Ontology annotation, cellular component: cytoplasm. Lineage: Eukaryota; Viridiplantae; Chlorophyta; Mamiellophyceae; Mamiellales; Mamiellaceae. Gene Ontology annotation, molecular function: GTP binding. The annotation marks the transcript as partial. Gene Ontology annotation, biological process: vesicle-mediated transport; intracellular protein transport. The transcript has a single exon.